Molecule: messenger RNA, 4728 nt
Organism: Dictyostelium discoideum AX4
Lineage: Eukaryota; Evosea; Eumycetozoa; Dictyosteliales; Dictyosteliaceae
Gene: nup155
Product: nucleoporin 155
Exons: 2
Coding region: 1-4728 (1575 amino acids)
Biological process (GO): nucleocytoplasmic transport
Cellular component (GO): nucleus; nuclear envelope; nuclear pore
Molecular function (GO): structural constituent of nuclear pore
Source: RefSeq, a predicted model, not a curated record
AUGCGUCAAUCACAAUUAUACCCAAACUUAGGGUAUAAUAACCAGAAUGGUCAAUUUAAUUAUUUACCAUCACCAGAACAACAAUCCAUAUAUAGAAAUAAUAUUCAAACACCCACCUCUGGAAUAUCAAAUAAUUUAUUCCCUCUACAAAGUCAACAAAGAAUUAUUCAACCACAAUAUCAUUAUCAAACCCCACUUAUUAAUAAUAACAUAAUUAAUAAUAAUAAUAAUAUUAAUAAUAAUAAUAUUGUUUACCAACAGGAUCAACAGACACAACCACAAGCACAACCACAACAACAACCACAACAAACACAAACACAAUCUCCAUCACAACAAGAAAAAGAACAAGAACAACAACAGCAAGAACUAAAAGAACAACAACAAAAACAACAACAACAACAAGAACAAGAACAACAGGAAUUAAUGAGGCAAAAGAAAACCAAUAGUUUAUUAUCGAUUACACCAUUUAAUAAAGAAGAGGAUUUAAAGAAAAUCUUUUUAAAUUCAAUUGAAUCAAUUGAUUCAUCAAUUGAUAAAGUAGCUACAAUACCAGAUCCAACCUUAAAGGUAUUAUAUAAACGUGAUCCAGGAUUUAAUUAUUUCGAUGGUGGUAGUUAUUUCUGGUCAACAUUGGUCAUUGAAAAACAUAUUGAAUUACCACAAGAGAUUACAAAUGGUUAUUUAAGUACAUCAACCAAAUCAUUAUUGGGUUUAUUCCCAGAGAUUGGUAGAGCAUGGAUUUCAAUCGAUCAAACUCUUUACCUUUGGGAUUAUCGUGAUUCUGGUGAAUUAAUCUCUCAUAAUCUAUCUCAAAUUAUCACAAAUUGUGCCCUCAUUCAACCAAAGAAAAAUACUUUUAAAGAUGCUGUUAAAAAAGUUAUGGUAGUUUGUACUCAUGUUGAAAUUUUCUUAUUUGCACUUUGUUAUUCAAAUGAAACUAAAUUUGAAAUUUUAUCAACAUUAUCAAUACCAUCAGAUAAUAUAUUUAUAACAGAUAUAGUUGGUACAAAAGAAGGUAGAAUAUUUUUAUCAGGACAAGAUGGUAAUAUUUAUGAAAUUGAAUAUAGUAAAGAUAAUUUAUUUUGGUUUAGUAAUGAAAAGAUUAAAAAAAUUAAUCUCACUCAAACCUUUUUCAAUUCAUUUAUAAAUUUAUCAAAGAAAAAAGAGAUCAUUCAAUUAAUCUAUGAUGAAGAUCGUUAUCUUUUAUAUAGUUUAUCAAAAGAUUCAACAAUCAAUGUUUAUAGUUUAGGUAAAAUUGGUGAUAAAUUUGAACAUCUUAAAACUAUUUAUCCAAUUAAUGAUAUUGAUUCAUUAUUUAAUAAUAAUAUUAAUAAUAAUAAUAAUAAUAAUAAUUAUUAUUCACAACAAUAUCAAUAUCAACAGCAACAACAAAAUCAACAAUACCAACAAUCACAAUAUGGUCAACAACAACAACAACAACAACCAAAUCAAUAUGGUCAACAACAACAACAACAGCAACCUCUUCAACAACAACAACAACAACAACAACAACAACAACAAAAUUUUUCACGUAAAAAUAUGGUAAUAAUGUCAAUUCAUAUUUCACCAAAAGAAACUGAAUUUAAUUUUAUAGCGAUUUUAUCAAGUGGUGAAAGAUUAUAUUAUACAUUGAAUAGAUUAGCCUAUAUUAGAUCACCACCAAAUAAUGUUGAUAAUAAUGGUAAUAGUAAUAUUCAUUAUACCUAUUAUUCGAAUGGUGUAUUCUUUACAGCAUCAGAAGUUAGUGAUCAAGAGGAUAGAUUAGUUGGUACCACAUUGUUUGGUAAUGAUAUUAUAAAAUCACAUUAUGAAACUAGUAAAAGUGGAUUCUCAAAUCAAAUCUCACAAGAUACUUUAUCAGAGAAAUCAAAUCUAUUUUCAAUUCGUGGUCGUGUAUCAGUCAUUAAAGAGGAUAUCGUUAAUGAUGGUAAACCAACCGUUUACUACAAAGAGUUAUCCAACGAACAUAUGAAUACACCACGUCGUUUCCUAUGUUUAAAUUCAUUGGGACUUCAUUUCAUUAGCAAACUAAGAUAUGUCGAUUUGUUACAGAAUAUUCUCUCUUCAAAUAAUCCACAAGAUAUUGAUAACUUUUUCGAUGCAUUUGGUAAAAUCAUCGCCUCAUCACUUUGUAUUAGUCUCUAUUGCUCCUCACCACAUAGCUCCAUUCUAUUACAUGAUCAAGUUUAUUCGGGAAUCAGUAUACCAAAGACAACCACCACUAGAAUCGCUGAUCUUGCUAUGACUUUUCUAAGAAGAAAGAGUGGUAAACCACAAUAUUAUCAACCAGUGGUCAUUCAACAAAUGUUUGGUGAUAUGGGUGCUCCUGUAAAUAAAACUGAACUCAUGUAUUCAAAUGCUUACAAUGGUUUAUUGGCUUAUUUGGCUCGUGUACUUUAUCCAUUAUGGAAUCAAUCAGUUGUCACAUCAGCUGGUUGUUCCUAUUGGUCUAUCGUUCAACUUCAACUCUUUCAAUCUCAUCUUAGUAAUUUAUUAUCAUUUUUAGAUAUCUCUCAAUUAAUUCCAAAAGGUCAAGAAAUUCCAAUCAUUAAAAUUGCCACAAAUAAAACUUCUUCAACAACAACAACAACAACUACAGCCAAUAACUCCAGUUCAAAUGAAAUCUAUGGUGAAGAUGAAGCUAUUAAAAAUGAAAAAAGAAGUUUAAUUGGUUUAAAGAAUAUUAUUGUUAAAUCAAUUCAAAUUUUAAAUUUAUUCUUAAUUCUUUCUCAAUAUAAUUUUAAACAAUUAUUUGAUUCAUCUUCAAUUGAAUUAGAUAUUAAAAGAAAAAUUGAUUUAUUAAAAUUUAGAGAUAUUUUAAAUAGUGAUAUACUUGGUAAAAAUUUACCAUUACCAACAAUUAGUAGUUUAACAACAUCAACAACAACAACAACAACAACAACAACAACAUCAACAACAUCAUCAUCAUCAUCAUCAACAUCACCACUAACAACAUCAACAAGUAAUUCAACAUUAACUUUAUUAAUUGAUUCAUUAAUGAAAACAUUAAAUAGUCAUAAUAUUAAUAUUGAUCAAGUUUCUAAUCAAUUAGAGACUGAAUGUCCAAUAUUCUUUAAAAAAGAGAAUAGAGAACUUUAUAAGGUUAAAGAAAAACUUAAUAUGGUAUUACGUGAUGGUUCAACCUAUUUCACUGAUUCAUUGGUUAAAGAUUCAGCAUUGAUUUUAGAUUCAAUUUCACCAAAUUAUAAUUUAUCAGAGAUUGUUGAUUUAUUCAUUGCUAUUAAAGCUUUCAAUUAUGUCACUCCACUCUGUUUACAAUAUGCUCAAGAUUUAGAUCCACGUGGUAUCACUUUAAUACCUUCAAAUAAUCCUUCUGAUGAAUUUAAAUUAAAAUUAUCACAAAAGAAAUCAACUUUUCAAGAAAUUAUUAAACUUUUAAAUUUUAUUCAAUCUGAUAAUAAUAAUAAUAAUAAUAAUAGUGGUGGUGGUGGUGGUGAUAAUAAUAAUUAUAAUAAUACAUUUGAAAUUAUUGAUAUUAUAAUUCAACAAGUUUUAGUAUGUCAAGAUAGAUUAGCACAUGAAAUGAUUUAUUCAUGGAUAUUAAACAAUGGAAUGACAUCAAAAUUCUUUGAAAUUAAUACACCAUUUAUUACUGAAUUCCUUUUUGCAAAUGAUAUUGAUCUUUGUUGGAAAGUUUUAGCAAAACAUCAAGAAUUAUUAAAAGCAGUUCAUGUAUUAUUCCAAAUCGCUGAACGUUCUACAACUUUAGAUGAAAAGAUUUUAGCCUACACAAAUUGUACUAUGAUUCUAAGUGAACAAAAGGAUGAAGAUGCUUACAUUCAAGCAAAGAAUCAAAUUACAUUUGCAAAUAUUCAAAAACAAAUUGUACUUCAAUUAGAAAAUUAUCUAAAUAAUCCAAAUGAAUCAAAUAAUAGAAACAAUAGUAGUAAUAAUAAUGGUGGUCAACCAUUUGAUAUUAAUCAAAUUAAGGAAUCAAUUUCAAAUCUUAAUAAAACAAUCUUUGAUAUUACAACUUUAUUCACUGAUUAUGCAAGAAAAUACUAUCUUCAUGAACAAAUGUUAUAUCUUUGUCAUAUUGGUAAUCAUAGUGAUCAAAACUUUAUUCAAAUCCUUUGGAAAAUUAUUAUCGAUAAAGAAAUUCCACCACCAUCUUCAAAUUUAUCUUUGGAUGAUAAUGCUGAAAAUGAUGAUGGUUUAAAGAUUUCCGUCGGUGGUGUCAUUGAAUCAUUGGUUUCAAAGAUUAGUAAUAUUGGUUAUGAUUUCUAUCCAAAUGAAAUCACUUUUCCUGUUGAAUUCAUUAUAAACUAUGGUGAAAGAGCCAUUUUCAAUUUCUCAAGAAAUAAGAGUGAAGCUGAAAAGAAAGAAAUCUCACCAAAUUGGUUAACAAGCUCUUUACAUGAUCAUGUAAAAAUAGAUUAUUGGAUCUUGGUUGACUAUUACAAUAAUACCAUUGAAAAAGGCUCUUGGAAAGAAGAAGAUGAAUCACUUAUCUAUAUAACUAGUGUUUACUUUUAUCUUGUCGAAUCUCUCAUAAACACUAUUCAAACCGCUACUGAACGUAGAUUAUUCUCUAGUAAACAAAUACUUCAAUCACUUGAAAAUCGUGAAUCAACUUUCAAAUCAAUCUUUAAUAGACAACGUUCUUCCCUCAAUCAAGAAACUAUUAAAAAAUUGGAACAAUUAUUAAUUAAAUUUGAAAAAAUCAUUUCAAUUUCAAAAUCUUUUAAAGAUUUUAGAGGUUAUUAA